Molecule: messenger RNA, 1689 nt
Organism: Fraxinus pennsylvanica
Lineage: Eukaryota; Viridiplantae; Streptophyta; Magnoliopsida; Lamiales; Oleaceae
Source: the annotation of a GenBank genome assembly
AUGGCUGUAAUUUCGGGUCGGAGCCACAGUAUUCCGGUAUCGGAUCGGGUUACGCGUUCCGUUAGGGGCUCCAUAUUCACAUUCAGUUUCUUCGUUGGUUCAAUCACAAUCGCCGUCUCACUUUUCCUCACUAUCUCAUUUCUUUUCACUUCCUCUUCCAAUCCUGAUGAUGGUUUUCCUGUUGAUUCAUAUGGAUUUAGCUCGGGAUCAGUCCGAAGAUCGGUUCUGGCACUGAAAUCGGAUCCAUUAAAGCCUCGGAUAGAUCAGAUUCGGAAACAAGCAGGGGAUCAUAGAAGUUUAGCGUUAGCUUAUGCUUCAUAUGCGCGGAAAUUGAAGCUUGAAAAUUCAAAGCUUGUUAGGAUUUUUGCGGAACUCUCUCGUAAUUAUACCAAUCUGCUCUUGAAACCUCCUUAUCAGGCAUUGUUUGAUGCAGAGACGAAUUCAAUUGAUGAGUCAGUGCUGAGACAGUUUGAGAAAGACGUGAAAGCACAAAUUAAAGUCACACGACAAGUAAUUUCCGAGGCAAAAGAAUCUUUUGAUAAUCAGCUGAAGAUUCACAAGCUGAAGGACAAUAUCUUUGCAUUAAAUGAACAGUUGACGAAAGCGAAAAAACAGGGUGCUUUCUCAAGCCUGAUUGCUGCCAAGUCAAUCCCCAAAAGCUUGCAUUGCUUGGCUUUAAGGUUGAUGGAAGAACGAAUUGCACAUCCUGAUAAGUAUACAGAUGAAGGGAAGCCCCCCAAGAUGGAAUUGGAGGACCCAAAGCUUUAUCAUUAUGCAAUUUUCUCGGAUAAUGUUAUUGCUGCUUCUGUUGUGGUGAACUCAGCUGUGAAAAACACGAGAGAGCCAUGGAAACACGUGUUUCAUGUAGUAACAGAUAAAAUGAAUCUUGGGGCUAUGCAAGUGAUGUUCAAGAUGAGGGAUUAUUAUGGGGCUCAUAUUGAAGUGAAGGCUGUGGAGGAUUACAAAUUCUUGAAUUCUUCUUAUGUUCCAGUGCUUAAACAGCUCGAGUCUGCCAACUUACAAAAGUUUUACUUUGAGAAUAAGCUUGAGAAUGCAACAAAGGAUACAACAAAUAUGAAGUUCAGGAAUCCAAAAUAUCUUUCGAUUCUGAAUCAUCUCAGGUUCUAUUUACCUGAAAUGUAUCCAAAGUUGCAUAAGAUUCUGUUCUUGGAUGAUGAUAUAGUGGUUCAAAGGGAUUUGACGGGGCUUUGGGAGAUAGAUAUGGAUGGAAAGGUGAACGGGGCUGUGGAGACAUGUUUUGGAUCUUUUCAUCGUUAUGCACAGUACAUGAAUUUCUCUCACCCUCUGAUCAAAGCCAAGUUUAGUCCCAAGGCAUGCGCAUGGGCUUAUGGCAUGAAUUUCUUUGAUUUGGAUGCUUGGAGGAGGGAGAAGUGCACCGAAGAGUAUCACUACUGGCAGAAUCUGAAUGAGAAUCGAACACUGUGGAAAUUAGGGACAUUGCCUCCAGGUCUUAUUACAUAUUACUCAACGACAAAGCCACUAGACAAGUCCUGGCAUGUUUUGGGCCUUGGAUAUAAUCCAAGCAUAAGCAUGGAUGAGAUUAACAAUGCUUCAGUCAUACACUUCAAUGGGAAUAUGAAGCCAUGGCUUGACAUUGCAAUAACUCAGUUCCGGCCACUCUGGACUAGGCUGCAUGAGGGAAUGGCAUUGAUUUUCAUAAAUGACUGA